ACAGGAGGAGUGAGAGGCGACAGAUAGGCGCUUCACCGACAACAUUUAGCCACUAUUUCACUUUCGUCGGGACCACCCAGCGACUGCUUGGGCCUUUUUAUUUACACCAUGACACCUAUUACUGUGCGCGAGCGGUACGACAAAUGCGUUUUAGCGGCCGGGGAGCGGAAGUGAGAGAAGGGGGAAGUUGUGAGGGGAUAUAGGAAAAAAUAAACCCCUAAAAAGUGUUUUUGUUUCUGGGUCAAGUUCAAGUCCAAUUUCGCCUUUCUAGAGGAAGGGUGGCCCUGGAGUGUUGGGGGCAUGGACACCCACGUUAAGGAGGGACAACUUUAUGUGCAGCAUCAAAAGUUUGGAAAGAAAUGGAAGAAGAACUGGUUCGUCCUCUACCCAGCCAGCCAAAACGGCAUCGCCCGCCUCGAGUUCUACGACUCGCCCUCGGGCGGAGGGGCCGGGACCGGCGGAGGCUCGGGAAGCGGGUCCAAUGAGAAAACCAGGAAGCUUGACAAGAAGAUCAUCCGCUUGUCUGAGUGCAUUUCCAUCCUGCCGGCGGUGACGGAGAGCUGUCCCAAAGAAAACAUGGCAGCUUUCUGUGUGGAGACCAACGACAAGACGCACAUGUUUGCAGCAGAGAAGAACGCCGCCAAGGACUGGAUGGAUACCAUGUGUGACAUCGCAUUCCAGCAGGGAGGAGGCGGGGGGAGCAGCAGCAGCGGCACCAGUACUGCUGCAGACUCUAAUGGAGGAGCCCAGGACCUGCAGAUGUCCGAAAACCUCAUCUACUACUCCAGAGAGGAGGUGAACGAGUUCUGGGUGAGCGUUCAGCGCACCGAGGCGUCAGAGCGCUGCGGGCUGGCGGGCAGCUACUGGCUGAAAGCCGAAAACGACAUCUUAAUCUUGAAGGAGCCAAAGACCAAGAGGAACGUUCUCGUGUGGCCCUACAAGCUGCUGAGGAGAUACGGGCGAGACCGGGUGAUGUUUUCGUUCGAGGCGGGCCGACGCUGCGACUCGGGCCCCGGUAACUUCACCUUUGAGACCAAGCAAGGCAACGAGAUCUUCACGCUGGUGGACCAGGCCAUCCAGUCCCAGAAGGUUCUGGCUGAGGAGCGCCACUCCAGCUACCCCGUCAACUUUGACUCCGACUGCCCUGCGUCACUGCAGCACCUACGCAGCGCCAAUCCCAGUGGCACGACGGCAGGAAGCUGCGACAGCAGCAGCAGCUCCAGCAGCCGGGAGGCAGACGGAGAUUCAGGCGGCAGCAAACCGGGCUCUGCUGAUGGCGUGCUCGGGAAGAGAGAGGGUGGAGAUGGAGGAGGAGGAGGAGGAGGAAGGGGGCAAGGAACAGCAGGAGGACUCAAGGGGAGGAGUUUACCAGAUCCACCAGCCAUGUUGGGGGUUUUGGGAGGUGGCGGGGCCCCUCCAAAGUCUCCCAGAGGGUCGGUGGCAGCUAAAGGUCUCUCCUUAGCUGAUGAACAUGCAGGUCUUUAUUCCGAGCCAGCAGACUCAGUGCGCCUGCCUCUGCACAGCGCUGACUGCCUCUACUCCGACCCAGUGGACAGCAUCAAAGCCCAAAGCCAAACCAGCAACCCGAACGCUCCAGUGCCCACCCCACGCCUCCGACCAGUAGGAGACGACGCUUCGGGAGGUGGCGUCCAAGGGGAUCAUCACCUUGGUGGCUGCAACCAGAGGAAGCCACCGGACCUGUAUUCGCACGUGUACGACCGGAUCAGCCUGGAGCUGAGCCAGAAAACCAGCGCGCUGAGUCUGAACGGGGCUGCAGGGGGAGGACGAGGGGUGAACAGUAACAGGCGACCCCCGGGAGGCAAAGCAGAAGGAGCUUCAUCCCCUCCCGUUCCUCAUCUGGAACACAUAUACGAUGAACCCGAGGGCUGCGCCAAAGGCGGCGCCAGCAUGUCCACUAGUUCAGGGACGGGUAUUUAUGACGAGGCCCGUUUGGAGCCCCACAGCCAGAGGAGACAGGGAGAGGUGGUGGCCCCGUCAGGACCGGAGUCCCAAAGACACUCGCCUCCGCAGCUGGGCCCGAGCCGCGGAACGCCACAACCUCCGGCUCCGAGGUGGCCCAAACCUAUCACCGCCCCCAAGCCGGGCAGGGCUGCUUUUGCUCGGAAGGAGCCGGUGCCACUGCCCCCUGGGAAACAUGGAGGUCCUGGUAGUAACGUGAACAACAACAACAACAACAUUUGGGGAGGCGGGGGGAGGGAGCUGUACAGCAAAGUGUCUAAGCAGAAACCUCCGUCCGCUAAUUCGUGCUACAACCAGAACCACCAGGCGCCCCUGAGAUCACCUGACAUCAUCUAUGACAACUUGGGAGAUGUUUGACAUCCUUCUUUUGCUCCAGGGACUGAACAUGAAAUGUUGAUCUACUUUUGUGAAGAGAGGAGAAGUGUUAAUGCAGAAAACCUGGUUGAUGCCUUUAUUCCUGCAGUUUCUCCCAUCUGUGGACUGGCAUCAUUAUUUGAGACAGUCGAUUCAUUUGGAGUGGAUUAGCUCAGAACUAUGAGAAAACCACAUUAUGGCUGCAUUUUGAAACAUUGAGUUCCACUAUUGUAGGGCCACCCUCUGUGUGUGUGUGUGUGUGUGUGUGUGUGUGUGUGUGUGUGUGUGUGUGUGUGUGUGUGUGUGUUUGAGAAAAAGAGAGUGAGUGUUUGCAUGGUCAAACCCAUAACUGAAGUACUAGGCCACAGUGUGGUUGGAAGCACCCACUUCACUUGAACACACACAGAAAUCUUUUGCCAAAAGGAGCGUGGCCUUACAGGCUUCACUUUAACAAGCUGAGAGAGCGGCUUGGCUCUUCUUUUAUAAAAUGUCUGCAGUGCUUAUGAAGUCACUGGGAAACAUGUUUUUGCACUGCUUAGGUUUGGAGUAUCUUUGAGGCUAGCACUUUCUCAAAAGGAGCUGAUCUUUCUCUGUGUGCCUGGACUGAUUAUAACAGUUUUUUUCAGCCCAGGACACUAAUAUGUGACGUAGUUGCAUCUUAGGAUCUACCCAAUGGAAAAACAUUGUUGCUACUGUUUUGGAGGAUGCAUUACAAGUGGGACUUUAAGACUGGGUCUUGGAAACAGACAUUGGGUCAUAAAGAGGUCAUGGUCCUCAUGUAGCCUUUGAAUACAGAGGCGACUUCCUGCACAGGGUCAUAUUGUUGAAUCCCUUCCUUGUACAGACAAACUCAAUAUGAAACUAAUCAAUCCCCUGCAAUGUGUCAGUGUGCGAAUGGAUGUGUUAUAAACAGCUGUGCUGUCUGUAAAUAUAACUAUUAAUAAAAAUGGCUCCAAAAACAUCAAA
Perca fluviatilis (European perch) is the source of this 3300-nucleotide messenger RNA. It is a transcript of the gene dok1b, whose product is annotated as docking protein 1b. NCBI's taxonomy places the organism in Eukaryota, Metazoa, Chordata, Actinopteri, Perciformes, Percidae. The coding region runs from base 301 to 2337 and encodes 678 amino acids. The record is from RefSeq and is a predicted model, not a curated record. Gene Ontology annotation, cellular component: cytoplasm. The transcript is spliced from 5 exons. Gene Ontology annotation, biological process: positive regulation of MAPK cascade; cell surface receptor protein tyrosine kinase signaling pathway.